Messenger RNA from Drosophila hydei, 1539 nucleotides. RefSeq names its product UDP-glucuronosyltransferase 2C1-like. Bases 1 to 1539 code for a protein of 512 amino acids. Lineage: Eukaryota; Metazoa; Arthropoda; Insecta; Diptera; Drosophilidae. The record is from RefSeq and is a predicted model, not a curated record. Gene Ontology annotation, molecular function: UDP-glycosyltransferase activity. The transcript is spliced from 5 exons.
AUGUCCUGGCGAAUGUCCUGUCGCAUGUCCUGGCUGUGGUGUUGGCUGCUGGCUGGACUGACGCUCGGCUACGCCGGCAGCGGCUCAAACAUUCUGAUGAUUACCAUGGGCGGCACGAAAUCGCACAAAAUACCCUUCUGGGCAUUGGGACGAGCGCUUAUCAAGCGUGGCCAUCGGAUUACGUUUGUGAAUGGCUUUCAAGCGGAUUUCCAUGUGGAUGGACUGGUGGAGGUGACGCCGCAGCGACUCGUUCAAUACAUAAGCAACUACACGGACUGGGAUUUGGUGGGCGCACGUUAUACGGGCCACGCCCCACUCUCAAUGGCCGAUGCGAUGCGUUAUCCAAUUGAGGCGUGCAACAGUUUGCUCACCGAUCCUGCCACACAACGUCUGCUGGCUGGACACACCCAAUACCAGUUGGCGAUUGUGGAUGGGGCAUAUCCGGAGUGCGCGCUGGGCAUUGUGCAUCGGUUAAAUGUAACGGCAUUCAUCUAUAUCAAUACGGUGGCCUUCUACACCGGAAGCGUCUCGUUGGCCGGCAAUCCGGUUGCGUAUGCUGUCACGCCUCACGUCUUUGGCUCUUGGACGCUGCCCAUGGACUACUUGCAGCGUGUGGCAAAUUGUUUAACUCAUGUUAUUGCCGAUUUGCUGCACUGGCUCUGCAUGCAGUGUGUGCAUCGCCUGCUGCGCCAUCAUCUCGGCAAGGAUGUGCCGCAUCCCUAUGUGUUGGGCCGUGAGGUUUCGUUCAUUUUGCAGAAUUCUCACCCGAGUGUGCGCUAUCCGAGCGCCCAUUUGCCCAAUGUGGCGGAGGUGGCUUGCCUGCACUGCCGCCGUGCCGCUGUCAAUCUUAGCCAGCUGGACGCUGAGCUGUCCGAGUUUAUGGAGGCAGCGCCCGACGGCGUUAUUUACCUCUCGAUGGGCUCCUCGGUCCGUUCGGCCCGGCUGCCAGCGGGGCUGUGCGAACUGUUUGUCGCGGUCUUUGCGCGUCUGCCGCAGCAGCACGUGCUGUGGACGUGGGCGGGCAACGCCACUGAGCAGCUGCCCCAGCUGCCGGCCAAUGUGCUUGUACGCCCCUGGCUGCCCCAGCAGGACAUUCUGGGCCAUCACCGACUCCGUCUAUUCAUUACACACGGCGGCCUGCUCAGCCAGCACGAGGCUGUCUUUCACGGUGUGCCGCUGCUUGUGCUACCAGUUUUCUGCGACCACGAUGCCAAUGCCGCUCAGGCCCAGCACGACGGCUAUGCCAGGCAACUGCAGCUCGCACAUCUGGACGAGGAGGCGCUCUAUUGUGCCAUCUACGAUGUACUGCAUAAUGAUGGCUAUCGGCGAGCCGUCAGACAACGGCGCGCUUUGAUCCACGACCAGCUGGCCACGCCCCUGCGGCAGGCCGUCUACUGGACGGAGUAUGUGAUACGGCACAAGGGCGCCAAGCAUCUACAGCAUCCAGGCAGGCAUAUGAGGUACUUGUUCGACAGGCCGUCUAGUCAAUAUACUUUCUUUGUUUGGAGAGCCUCAAUUUCGGACCAAAUUAACAAUUGA